This is a messenger RNA of Aspergillus puulaauensis, 369 nucleotides long. RefSeq lists its product as uncharacterized. The coding region runs from base 1 to 369 and encodes 122 amino acids. The record is from RefSeq and is a predicted model, not a curated record. Lineage: Eukaryota; Fungi; Ascomycota; Eurotiomycetes; Eurotiales; Aspergillaceae. The transcript has 2 exons.
AUGUUGCGUGGGCCAACCCCCAACUCGGACGUCGGUGGUCGGUCACCAGCCUCAAAAGUAAUAAAACCACCGUCAGGCAGCUACCAAACAACUCUCGCCAGUGAGUGGUCCGUGAGAUUCGUCGGUGCCGCUGACACUAGUAUCAUGGAGAGGGACGGUCUGGAGUCAACAGACUCAAACACUGACGUAUUACGAGGUGUCCUUGCAGGCGAGACCUCUUCAUCGACUAUUGUGCACAGCCAUGCUCCUCCUCAUGCCGAACCUAACCUAAGCAAAUGCAACAUUCCCAACGAAUUAGCAGCUGAAUUCAUGGAUAAUGGACCUGGGUCUUUCAUGUUCUCUGGAGCCUACGGUAGUGCCGAGGAUUGA